AUGAAUUCUCCUACUAAAGAAGGAAGUAAUCCAGCUGACAAUGCUCUCAAAAAUUUAGAAAAUGAGGCUCCAAAUGACUGCAGUGCAGAUAUAGAGCCUUCAUUUGCUGAUUCUAAUAUGAUUUCUCAGGUGGAAAGCAACCCAAUGAACAGGGCGCUAGAUGCACCAACUUCCCAGGAGCAUGCUGUUCCUCAAGCAGCAGAAAAUACUGAGCUUGAAGUAGAAGAAACCCAAAAAGAUUCUCAUUCCUAGAACAUGGGUUUUGCUCAUGUCAGGAUUAGGGAGAAUUACCUGAGUAUCCCACUAGUAAAAAUUGAUAAAAACAGUCCCUUAACUAACAGAGCAAGACUCUACUCAGGAAAAGUGGAGAUGAAAACAAGUGAUUUCUGUCAUAACACCAUAAAUUACAAAAUUUCUCUCCAACCCUCAAUUUCAUGGAGAAGAAUCCCAUUUAUUAACAAUCAGAGAAGAAUGAUUCUCCAUCUGCUCUGUGGUAGACAUUUCUCUCAGGCUACAGGUCGUCAAGAUACCAUGUGGGUGAAGCAAAAGUAUAUAGCAUGUCUUCCUCAUCCAAAUGUCCUCACUCACGGUGAGAGAACCAUGAUAUUUGGAAGACCUUUGAGGGUGUACUAUUACCGUCCCCUCAUUGAGAGAAUGACACCAUGAAAAUUUUACAAAUCAACUGAUACUAAAGGAAAGGAUGGAUUCCACAUUUUUGUGAGGCCUGUGCUCUGUAUCUCACAAGCCCAAAUUCAAAACACAUUUAAUUGAAAAGCUUUGGAGGAUCAUUUGAGAUCUCACCACAACAUGAGGGUUGUGAUUAUAAACACCAAUAAUGGUUGGAAAUAACUAUGCCCCAUCUGCGGAAGUAGUUUCAACAAUUUGAUUGAAUUAAGACAACAUUCCUGCAGCUUUCCUGAGAAUUAA
Eubalaena glacialis (North Atlantic right whale) is the source of this 927-nucleotide messenger RNA. RefSeq names its product CPX chromosome region candidate 1 (gene CPXCR1). NCBI's taxonomy places the organism in Eukaryota, Metazoa, Chordata, Mammalia, Artiodactyla, Balaenidae. The record is from RefSeq and is a predicted model, not a curated record.